AUGAGGACUCCGGCGCUGAGAGUUGGCGGCGUCGUCGCGGCGCUGUGCGCGUUCUCGCUGCUGCUGCCCGCAGCAGCAGCAGCGGCAGCAGCAGCAGCAGCAGCGGACGAGCAGCUGCUGGAGACGUCGCCGGCGGCGCCGGGGCCGCGGGCGGCAGCAGCGAGCCGCACAGCAGCAGCAGCAGCAGCAGCAGCAGCAGCAGCAGCAGCAGAGGCGCCGGUGCUGCUGGCGGGGGGCCGGGACCAGGUGUCUGUACACCUGGAGGGCGAGGCCGCAGACGCGGACUUCCAAAAAGUCGCCGAAGAAUUAAUCAAAAGAAUCUUUCCGAGUUCGGGCCCCACAGGCGUGUGGGGUUUGCGGGGUGUACGUACAGCAGCAGCAGGGCUGCUGGGGCUGGCUGUGCUGCUGCUGCUGCACUGCUUCGUUGCUGCGGGGCCGCUGCUGCUGCACUCCGGGGAGGAGGGCAGCAGCUUGAGCCUCAAGGGCGCGGGCUUGGUGGUCUCCUUGGUGCUGCUGCUGAGCGGCGCAGCAGAAGCUGCUGCUGCUGCUGCCAGGGGAGCAGCAGCAGCAGACGGCCCCCAGCUGCUGCAGCUGCCCGGACUCUUGACGCGGGGCCGCCGCCGCGCUGCAGCAGGAACGGGGCUGCUGCUGCUGUCCUCCUUGCUGCUGCUGCUGGGCUGGCUCGCGGGGCUGCCUGCUGCAGCAGCAGCAGCAGCGCAGGUCGGCCUCGUGGCCGGGGCCACGCUUGCUGCGCUCGGGCUGCUGCUGCUGCUGCAUGCAGCCGUCAGCACUUUCAAACUUUCCAAAAAGCUGUUUGAGCUGCCGCAGCAGCAGCAGCAGCACCUGCCGCAGCAAGCAGCAGCAGUGGACGCGCAGCUGCUCAGCCAGCUGCUGGAGCACUUCUCCGAGGAGGAGCCCGCGGAGGCCGCAGCAGCAGCAGCAGACGCAGCAGCAGCAGCAGCAGCAGCCAAGCAAACCGUGCAGCACGCGCUGCGCCUCCUAGCAGCAGGAGCAGCACUCAGCAGCGAGCAGCAAACUGGACUUGCCGAAGCAAUUACGAAGCAGCUGCUGGAAGCAGAAGACGGACUCCCGCUGCUGCUCGACAGCGAGAACGUGCAGCCCCUCACUGAGCAGCUGCAGCAGCAGCAGCAGCAGCAGCAGCAGAAGGCGGGGGCCGAGGGGGGACGGGGACGGGAGGGAGGCGCGCGAGCUCGGCCAUAA
Messenger RNA from Eimeria tenella, 1221 nucleotides. RefSeq lists its product as uncharacterized. The transcript has a single exon. NCBI's taxonomy places the organism in Eukaryota, Apicomplexa, Conoidasida, Eucoccidiorida, Eimeriidae. The record is from RefSeq and is a predicted model, not a curated record. Bases 1 to 1221 code for a protein of 406 amino acids.